CUUAAAUGCUUCUUUAUCGUAUUUGAGGCCUGGCUGCACAACAAAAUAUCUGUUCCGGUCUCAAAAUAAAACAAACGCUAAAUCCGAAUUUGUCGUUGUUAAGUAUUUAACAUUGUUACCCAGGAAGGAGUGGUGUUUACUACGACUAAAUUCGUCUAUUGAAGGCAUUCAAGUAGCCAAACAUGGCGGACACGGAUGAGCCGAUGGUGGUUGAUGGAGGCAGUGGACGCACCUGUGAGUGGGAAGGGCGGUGGAACCACAUCAAAAAGUUUCUGGAAAGAUCGGGGCCUUUCACACAUCCUGACUUUGAACCCAGCACAGAGUCAAUGCAGUUUUUGUUAGAAACAUGCAAAAUCCUGGUUAUCGGUGCAGGUGGACUGGGAUGUGAGCUGCUGAAAGAUCUGGCUUUAUCAGGAUUUCGCAACAUUCAUGUUGUUGACAUGGACACCAUUGAUGUGUCAAACUUGAAUCGACAGUUCCUCUUCAGGCCAAAAGAUGUAGGUCGGCCCAAGGCAGACGUUGCAGCUGAUUUCAUCAACAGCCGCAUACCUGGAUGCUGUGUAGUCCCACAUUUUAAGAAAAUUCAAGACUUAGAUGAAACCUUCUACAGACAAUUCCAUAUAAUUGUCUGCGGCCUGGACUCAGUAGUUGCCAGGAGGUGGAUGAAUGGUAUGCUGUUGUCUUUGCUGGCGUUUGAUGAUGGUGUCUUAGACCCAAGUUCCAUCAUUCCUCUCAUUGAUGGUGGGACUGAAGGCUUUAAAGGAAACGCUAGAGUCAUUCUCCCAGGCAUGACAGCCUGCAUCGACUGUACCCUUGAACUGUAUCCUCCUCAGAUCAACUUCCCCAUGUGCACAAUCGCCUCCAUGCCUCGGUUGCCAGAACAUUGUGUUGAGUAUGUCCGCAUGCUGCAGUGGCCCAAAGACAAACCCUUUGGAGAUGGUGUGGUCCUGGAUGGGGAUGACCCAGAGCACAUCCAGUGGGUGUACCAGAGAUCCCUGGAGAGGGCAGCAGCGUUCAACAUAACAGGAGUCACAUACAGGCUAACACAGGGUGUUGUGAAGAGGAUAAUUCCAGCUGUAGCGUCUACAAAUGCUGUCAUAGCUGCUGCUUGUGCAACUGAGGUGUUCAAAUUAGCAACAAGUGCCUAUAUACCUCUCAAUAACUACAUGGUCUUCAAUGAUGUCGACGGCCUGUACACCUACACUUUCGAAGCAGAACGAAAGGAAAACUGUUCAGCCUGCAGCCAAGUACCUCUGGACUUGCCCUUUCCUUCAAAUUCAAAACUCCAGGAAUUGUUGGACUACCUGACAGAAAGUGCCUCCCUACAAAUGAAAUCCCCUGCUAUAACCGCAACAGUGGAAGGAAAGAACAAAACAUUAUAUUUACAGUCUGUCGCUUCAAUCGAACAGAGGACGCGGCCAAAUCUGUCCAAAACCCUGAAGGAGCUGGGGCUGACUGACGGACAGGAGCUGGCUGUAGCUGAUGUCACCACACCUCAGACCAUGUUGUUCAGACUCUGCUUUACCUCAUAGGAUGAAUUCAAGCACUUCCACAGCCAGUUGAUGUCAUUCUGGUUUCUUGACCAACUGUGACUUGAUGCAGAAUAUUUAAAAAACGGCCUAAAAUCUAAAACAGUUUACGGUGUAUUCAUUCAUGGUGUAAAUGAGUGUAGCUAAUGUCAUUGUUUUAAUGUACUUAUUGACUUAAUGUCUUGCACUGAAAAGCCAAAAUCAUACUUCAUACUUUGUCAUCUUUUGGUGAUGCGUUGUCUGCAGAUGUUGGGGAUUUCUGCAUACAUGUGUUAUGUGCACUACAAACAUGCAAACAAAGAGACAAGAAUAAGUCACUUUGGCAAAUAUUAAUCAUGUACAUGUUCCGGUUUCAAAUGUUUUGAAUAUUUAUUUAUUCGAAAACUGUUUUUUCAGUAGCAGUAUCCACUGAAGUGGUAAUGAUCAGAUACAAAUAGUGAUGUGUGAACUGGAAUAAAAAUGUCUUUCUUACAA
Molecule: messenger RNA, 2003 nt
Organism: Eleginops maclovinus (Patagonian blennie)
Lineage: Eukaryota; Metazoa; Chordata; Actinopteri; Perciformes; Eleginopidae
Gene: uba3
Product: ubiquitin-like modifier activating enzyme 3
Exons: 17
Coding region: 183-1532 (449 amino acids)
Biological process (GO): protein neddylation
Cellular component (GO): nucleus; cytoplasm
Molecular function (GO): NEDD8 activating enzyme activity
Source: RefSeq, a predicted model, not a curated record